Molecule: messenger RNA, 795 nt
Organism: Plasmodium relictum
Lineage: Eukaryota; Apicomplexa; Aconoidasida; Haemosporida; Plasmodiidae
Gene: PMT
Product: phosphoethanolamine N-methyltransferase, putative
Exons: 4
Coding region: 1-795 (264 amino acids)
Source: RefSeq, a predicted model, not a curated record
AUGGAUAAACAAUUUAAAAUAGAUAAAACAUUCUUAGAAAGCAAUCAGUAUACAGAAGAAGGAAUAAAAUCAUAUGAAUUCAUAUUUGGAGAAGAUUUUAUUUCAUCAGGAGGAUUAGAUGCAACAAUUAAAAUUUUAAAUGACAUAGAAUUGAAUGAAAAUUCCAAAAUUUUGGACAUAGGAUCAGGAUUAGGUGGUGGAUGUAAAUAUUUAAAUAAGAAAUAUGGAGCACAUGUUUAUGGGAUAGAUAUAUCAGAAAAAAUGGUUAACAUAGCAAAAAAAAGGAAUAUAGAAAAUAAAAAAAUUGAAUUUGAGGCCAAUGAUAUAUUAAUGAAACAUUUUCCUGAAAACACUUUUGAUAUGAUAUAUAGUAGAGAUUCUAUUUUGCAUCUUCCCCUUGAAAAUAAGAAGAAAUUAUUUGAAAAAUGUUAUUCAUGGUUAAAGCCCAAUGGAAUUCUUUUAGUGACUGAUUAUUGUGCUAGCAAACCAGAAAAAUGGGAUAAAGAAUUUAAAGAGUAUGUUAAACAAAGAAAAUAUACAUUAACAACUGUUGAAGAAUAUAAAGAUUUACUUAUUUCUAGCAAAUUCAAAAAUGUAAUAUCAAAAGAUAUAAGUGACUUUUGGUUAGAGUUAUUAGAAACGGAAGUUAAAAAAUUAGAAGAUAAAAAAGAUGAAUUUUUGAAACAAUUUUCUACUGAGGAAUACAAUACCUUACGAGACGGGUGGACUAGAAAAAUUAAAGAUAGUAAAAAAAAAAUACAGAUGUGGGGAUAUUUUAAAGCUGUUAAAUGUUAA